AUGUCCCAACUUCAACAAUUGCAACAAUUCCAAGCACUUCAACAAUUCAUGCAACGCAACUCGGUUCAACUUGAUCAAUUCCAAUCGCAACCGCCAACUUCGCAACCGCAACCCUCGAUUCAACUUGACGAUGAUGAUGAUGAAGUCGUCCCCGAAUCGCCACCUAAAGAACUCAACCGAAAAAAAAACAGGGGGAAGGGGAAGGCCGUUGAAACCCAAUCCGACACCGCAAAAAAAAAAGCGGUUCGAGAGCAAAGGCGAGAACGGAACAAUCAAACGGGUUCUGGUUUUUGGUCGGCAUGUACGGAUAGAUUUAAUAACCUUAUGGGGGAAGGCCCCUACCGUGAUCUCGAAUCCGUAUCGGGCAAGUGGCGGAAAAUGAACAAGUGCGUGAAUGAUUUUAUCGGGAUUUAUAACCCACUUUACAUCAAUCGUCCUAGUGGGAGUAGCGACGAGGACGUUCUUAACCUUACGAUGGCUAGAUGGGAAACAAAAAAUCCGUCUUUCCCGCACCUCCGAGCAUGGAACAUUUUAAAGAAAGAACCUAAAUGGGCGCCGAUUCCAAAUGAGGUCGCAACCGCCAAACGGACUAAAACUUCCGAGUCCGGAAGUUAUAGUGCGGGAGGCUCCACUGCUCGUUGUCAAAUCGACAUAAACGACGAACCGGAAUAUGAGGAGGAGCCCGUUCACGGGAUCGAAUGUCCCGGAUGA
Molecule: messenger RNA, 711 nt
Organism: Helianthus annuus (common sunflower)
Lineage: Eukaryota; Viridiplantae; Streptophyta; Magnoliopsida; Asterales; Asteraceae
Product: glutathione S-transferase T3-like
Exons: 2
Coding region: 1-711 (236 amino acids)
Source: RefSeq, a predicted model, not a curated record